Cherax quadricarinatus is the source of this 6962-nucleotide messenger RNA. Its product is annotated as guanine nucleotide exchange factor for Rab-3A. Lineage: Eukaryota; Metazoa; Arthropoda; Malacostraca; Decapoda; Parastacidae. Gene Ontology annotation, cellular component: Golgi to plasma membrane transport vesicle. The record is from RefSeq and is a predicted model, not a curated record. Gene Ontology annotation, biological process: exocytosis. Gene Ontology annotation, molecular function: guanyl-nucleotide exchange factor activity.
GCAGUCAGUACUGAGCUAGACGUUGGUGGUAGAGGGUGUGUGCUCUCGCUCUCUGUGAUAUAUUCCCUUUAAUCCUAUUCCUAACUGGUGUUUCUUGUGCCUGGAUAAUUUUCACACACACUGUCAAAUAGCAUUUCGUAGCGCGUUUGCUAUAUAUACAUAUACUUCGUCUUUUGUAAGAUGGUUGUGGUGGCGGAGUGAUAGUAAUGAGUGUGGCGGUGUCCGCGUCCACGGGGCUGGGGGCGUCGCGGCCGUCCCAGGAGGACCACACCGAAGUCUCUGAAGUGGACGGCUGGCGGCAGGACGUAAGGGCCAAGGUGACGGCACUAAAGUGCCACGUCAUGGCCUCCAGGGGGCUCACCUCCGAUGGGCACAUAGUAGCGCCAUACUCACCGAGGCUUCUCCUAGAUGCGCCUAGUGCUCGUCUACUACUCGACGCGGCUAAUCUGGACCUGGAGGCUUACGCUGAGGCACUUCAAAAGGGUGCGGGUUAUCUGGCGAAGGCCGAUCAGUCGCAGAAUGGCUCCGGCGAGGAAGGGUCGACGGAUGCCUUGUCUCUCAGCGAAGUGCAGUUUCGCCUGCAGGAAACUGGGGUCAGUAAUGGCCAUAACACCCCCAAAAUCUCGGUCACUCCAGCCUCAUCCCCCACUAAGUCUAUAUCGAGCAGCUCUAAUAGGUCACACUCAUCCUCCACCUCCUCAGCCUCUUCGUCCACAUCCAACUCUUCCUCGUCCUCCUCCUCCUCUUCCACACAUUCUCCAGCUAAAGUGGUUGAAAUGAACGGACACUCUUUAAACGGGUCGUGUGAGGUGGUCAAUGGAUCACAGCCUUCGAGACUUGAAGACGUCGAAGAGCAGCUGGAGAAGGUAAAGGACGAGCUAAAACACAAAGAGGACGAAGUGGAGCGGUUAUCUAAGAUUAGGGACGAGGUUGAAAACGAACUGCAGGAACUGACAGCUAAUCUAUUUCAGGAAGCCCACAGUAUGGUUCACAAUGCCAACCUGCGAGCUGCCAGUGCAGAAAGAUCACUACGGGAGGCAGAAAUGCAGGUGGAGGUGCUUCAGGCAGAGGUAACAGCCCUUAAGGCUUUGGUAAUCACCUCAACACCAGCUGCUCCUAAUCCUCACCUCCACCCACAGCUCAUCAGUAAGAGUGUUGCAGAAACAGGUAAAAAAAUAUUCCAAAGAGGUCAUCGCAAAUCUCCAUCAGACUUUGACCUUAAAUAUGGGCGGGAUACCACUCCCCCAAGUUCUCCACUAAAAGAAAGUCGAAUCAAUGAUGCAGCAGCUCUCUCUCAAUUUCCAUUGGAUCCUGAGUGUUGGGAGGUGGAUCCAGUUGUACAUAAAGAAUUUAUUGCUUGGAAACAGAAUCCAACCUUAGAUCGCUCAGAUCCAUUCAUGCAGCGGAUAUACGAAGAAGAUAUAGAUCUGUGUCUAGCAUUUCCAAAUUCAAUGUUGGCACAUCGUGUUCAAAGGGCCAUAGAAGAUAAUGCUGUGUUUAUUGAAGAAGUUAACCCACGGCAAAAAAGUAGUUGUCCUAGAGUUGACCCCGAUGAAACCAGAAAGUGUGUGCUGUUAGAUGUUCCUCGCUUCUGCAAGUACCGGUUUCGACUUGGGGAAUCUGAUGACUGGUAUUAUAUCUCACAGCUGGCCAGAAAUAGGAUCAUUGCCAUCUGUGACUUUCUCAACUAUUUACGAUACAUUAAACUUGGUCUAGUCAAGAGUUCGAUUCACGAUGUGUACUGGGAGAUAGUGAAGCUUCGAAAGCCAGAUGGCUCUGGCACGUCUGGGAUUUUGAGCUUCCUCAGUCAUUCAUUUGCUAAAGUUUUGUUGUAAAUCACUAAAAAAUGCCAAAAGUGUUCUGGCAUAUUUAUAAUAGAUAUUAAUGUGACACUAUAAGCAUCUUGGCAAAUCUUUUAUUAAGCUUUAGUAUUCAUGUACCAGCACAAGUAGUCAUGUGUGUACUUCUCUUGAUAAAGAAAUUUAUGAUUGAACACUACAUGACCAGAAAAAAUGAUAGUAAUAUUGAAUUGAAGUGAAUGGAAAAUUCAGUAGGAACAGCUGUGAGAUCAGUUAGGUUGUAAUGACUGUGUUGGCCUGCAAGCUGCUGGCAGCAAUAAUCUGAUUGAACUGAAAUUAACAAUGGUGUGGCCUCAUUCCAGGCUUCAAGAGUAGAUUGUCAAAACUUGUCACAUUUGAGAUACUCAGUUUCACGAUUUUUUGUUUUUCCAUCAUUCAUGAUACUGUCACUCAUAGAACACUUGGAAUUUUAUAGAUAUACAUUAUCAGUUGUUCUGUUGUUAUAAGUGCAGUGCCGUACACAAAAAUAUUUUUGCAUAUUAUGAUCAAUUUAUUUACAAUAACCGGUACUGAAUUAAAUUUUUGCUAGGUAUAUUAUUGUUGUACCAUGGUGAAACUUGGGAAAGUGAUGCAUCUCUGUAUUGGUAAUGCGACCAUGUCAUAUUAUAGUCUGUGAUGUUGUGCAUCUGAAAACGUUGUUGUGCAUCUGCAACGUUGCCUCGGAUUGUUAUGCAAAUGAUCAUUUAUCAGAAGCUCAUAUUUUUUUCCCUAAAAUUGCAGAAGUUUAGACCACGGGGUAAGUGCAGGGAAGAAUAGUAGAUAAGGUUUUUGUAGUGCUGUUAUUUACUGUUGCACGUAGGUCAUGUUUAACUUAGGCUUUAAUCUGAAUAAGGUGGUGCUUGUUCACUUGUAUAGAAUAACAAGUGCUGCUUUAGCCUUGAGUAUUAUCUUUCAGAUGUAAGGCCUGUGAUAAUCUACACUCUGUGUAGUAAAAGUUUGUAAGUAGAUCUGUAUCCUUUGGUAUAUACCUAUACUAUUCUGGCAAAUGAUUUUGUUUUAUAUAAAAUAAUUCUAUUCAGCCAACAUUAAUUUGAGCCUUUAUAAUAAAGGUCAGCAACUUUAUAAAUAUACUGUGGGUUAAUCAGUGAAACCUAAGCAUGGAGUACAAUAACUAUAGAUAUAGUACUGUAUAUUCACAAUUUUUUUAUACAUUUUCCUAUUUACCAUUCAUUUUAGUGAAAAUGGGGAUUUGUCAUACCCAUGCAUAAUUAAAAUCUUAAUUAUAAGUUAUCCUUAAGUAACUGUUAGAUGUUCUCUCUCUCUCAAGAUCUGACAUUUUGUAAAUAUAUACAUAUAUAUAAUAUAUAAAUCUGUAUUUUACAAAGAUUAUAAAAAAACUUUUAUUAAUACUUCAUUGUUAGUCCCUAAUGGUUUCAUUGUAUUUUCUGUAUAAUUUUUAUUUAAAAAUUAUUAUGUAUUACUACUGGUACUAUGAAGUAGUGACUUUGUAAUGUUUUAAAUUUUAUGGGUGAGGCAAAGAUGGAAAAAGGACUUAAUAAUUUAGUAGCUGAGUAUGAAUGGGUCAUUGGGUACUGCAUGCUAACAAAAUACUCGAAAAGGGACUUUCAAACAAGAAUUUUUAACAUGUCAUAAGUGUUAACAUUAUCCAUUUAAAUUUGCAGUGAUUUUAUUAAAAGUGUAGAGCUAGGAUGGAUUGGAACUCAAACCAAGGUUUGUGCAUGUAGCAGGUCCAAAACUGUAAUUCUCAGCCAUAGAGUGUACAGUAGGUUUCGAGUCCUAGUCCAUUGUUCCAUGUAUUCAUUGACAGUCACUCAUUAUCUUGUAUUAAGAGGAUAUAAAUUGGAAAAACAAAUUAUUAUAAAGGUAAAUACUAAAUGAUGCUGUUAAUUUACUAUUUUAAUCAAAUGUUUCUGUGUCAAAUAUGUAAUAAAAAUAAUUUUAGAAAAUUGGAGCAAUUACUAUUAUUGUAUUCACAAAAAGUACUAAACCCAAUAGAUCUUUUACCAUAUUAAAAAACUGAAGCACUAAACCUGUAGGCCAUUAUUCCUUCAUCUGACUGAUCAGAAUUCUACAAAAUUUUGUAUCUAUAGUGAAAAAUAGAUAUCAGUUUUAUAAUCCAUGCUUAAAGAGAUAAGAGUAUAUGUAGUGGAGGGAAGGCACGGUAGGGGUCGGCCUAGGAAAGGUUGGAGAGAGGGGAUAAAGGAGGUUUUGUGUGCGAGGGGCUUGGACUUCCAGCAGGCAUGUGUGAGUGUGUUAGGAGCGAAUGGAGACAAAUGGUUUUUAGUACUUGAUGUGUUGUUGGAGUGUGAGCAAGGUAACAUUUAUGAAGUGAUUUGGGGAAACUGGCAGGCGCGACUUGAGUCCUGGAGAUGGGAAGUACAGUGUCUGCACUCAAGGAGGGGUGUUAAUGUUGCAGUUUUAUAACUGUAGUGUCAGUGCGCCUCUGGCAAGGCAGUGAUGGAGUGAAUGAUGAGAGUUUUUCUUUUUCGGGCCACCCUGCCCUGGUGGGAGACGGCUGAUGUGUUAAUAAAAAAAAAAGUAGCAGACAUUUACUGGUAAGUAUUUAAGUUUUCAAAUUUAAUAUAUCAGGCUCUAUCAUGCCAAAAAAAAUUAAUCAGUAAUUUCAUUUAAAUUUCUUAAUUUGUCAAAAAUAAUAGUUUCUGAUACCUUAAAUUGUAGAUAUCAUUGCUUGUUCUAAAAAUGUAUGGAGAGGAUUAAUGUUGCUCUACCUUAAAUUCUGACUGCUGAUGUAGGUUGAUUUUGACCUUGUUGGACAGGGUUGCUGUGGUCAUACUGGAUUGAGGUAGAUGGCUGUGGUUCUUGGGCUGAGAUCGACACAGCAUUGUUACUUGGUACUCGGAUAUUCUGUAAGGCAUCCUGGCUGUGUUUUAUCCUGCAGUACUUUAGACAGCUUAUGAUGAGGCAUCAGUACUCCAGACCCUGAUUCACAGCAGUGCUUGUAGACAAGUCAGGGUUCCUCAGUCAAACAGUCUGCAGCUUUACCAAUAGCAUGCAUUGUCUCAUGUAUAUAUAUCUUUUGAGUGUCAACUGUUUAGCUUCAGGUUCUUCCUCAUCCUUUUCUAUUAUCUUAUGGUGUAUGACCCUUGUGGGUUUAGCACUUACACAAAUAAUUACGACGAUGUUUUAGUCCGACUUGGACCAUUUACAAAGUCACACUCGUUGUGACUGCAGAUUGUUCCAGUCGCAAUAUUGUACAUUUUUGUUAUUUAUUUAGUACUUAGUUAUGAUUAUAAUAAUAAUCUGUUAUUUGCCUCCCAUCUAUCUGGGAAUCGAGUACUUUUAUCAUUUUCUUGUAGCUUUUUUUUUUUUUUCAUUUUCUAAGAAUUCAUUUAUGUCUUCUGCCUCCAUAUCUUUAAAAUCCUCACCUGGCAUUUUCCUUGCCAGAUCCACAGUUUCCUGGACUUUCUAUUGAUGAAAAAUCUGUGAAAUUCUUCACCACACUAGUCCAUAAUUUUCUUUAGCAUGCAUCUGUUGUUUGAGGCACUUAGCCCAUGUAACUUGUAUGUAGGCUAUUGAAUCUGCAAUUUUAAAUUUAUGCCAGAACACUAACACUAGUGUCUUUAUUGUCAUCUACUGCUGCAAGGAGUUUCCAUAUCUUUUGUGUCUAGUGGCACCUAAGUGUCUUAAUCACUCUUCCAUCCAGUGGUUGUAUCAAAUGUUGAAUUUGGUGGUAAAAAAAAAAAAUUCACAUGUAAGUGCACGAACUGCAAAAGCAGAAGAUGGCUAUGGGAAUUAUCAAGAGGGAGAACCUUGAGUGAGAAGUUCUUUUAGAACAAGUACAUCAUGACUGAAGAAAUAAAACAAUGCUUGAAUUGCUCGCCAAACAAUGCCUCAUUCAUCCAUGCUGUCUUGUUGGACAGCCAAAUAUCAGGCAGUGUUUGUCUACAUUUGUAAACAUGAAGACACUGGGAGUGGUAAAUAAGUAUCAGCUUGCACUCAAAACUGCCUGCUACAUCAAUGCACAUAAUGCUGUUUCGACAUUAAACACUCAAGCUUUUACCCACUCUCAGAAAUAAAUUUCUCCAGCUCUGUAGGGAAGUUUCCUGUAGCAGUGUAGCCAGCAGAUGCACUUUCCACACUAAGCUCGAUAAUUAUUUAGCCACUUGCAAGCUUAAACUGUUGAAUCAUUUCAGACUUAUCUUCCUGCUCACAAAUUAUUUUAUAAUACAAUAUAAUAUAUUUAUCAUAAGGGCACUAAGUGAAACGCCUUUCUUUGUUUUAUGCUCAAUCAAUGCAUUCAAACUUUUGUCAGCGUUGUAUGACCCUUGUGGAUUUAAGGCUGAGUUCUGAUUGUAAUAAUAAUAAACUUUUGUUUUAGCAGUAUUGUCUGAUAUUUUUUUCAGCAUUCUGCAUUUUGGGUUACUCAUUGCAAAAGCUCUUCUCAUCUCACUGUCUUAAACCGAAGGAACUGUUGAUUCUCUAACACCAAAGGCAAGCACCAUCUUCAUCACAUAUGCACCAUUUUUAAGCUUAUCUAUAAUCUCCAGUUUUCAAAACAGUCAGUUUCAUGGUUACACUUUUUGCAAUUUCAGCAUCACUAGUAUUCCUUUUGUGGCUUAGCGCUUCUUUUUGAUUAUAAUAAUAAUAGUAUUCCUUUUUUUAAAUUUAUUGAAAAUGAGGUAUGUAGUAGUGAACGUUAGAGUCUACUCUAUUAUUUCCUUAGAUUUGAGGGGACUAUAUUUGCUAAAUAAAUUGCAGCAGCAUCCAAAUUUAAGUCCUUUAGUGCAUGGCUUGACACUUAAUUUUUUUUUCCCUUAAAAAUUAAAAUGCUGUGAUAAAGAAUUUUGUUGUACAUUCAGAAAAAAUUGAUGUUGGUUUAAGGUACUAAUAUAAAAUUAAAUAUUACUGUGAUUAAUAAAAAUUUAUGCAAGAAAAACCCAUGUUCCAUGCAUAAACUGGUCUGUCAGGAGACUUCUAAGAGUCAUCUUCAGUAUUAUUGAAGGAUCUGUUUGUUAACAUUUUCUAAAAAAAAAAAAAGUUUAAUAAAACAAUUAGUUGUAUAAUUUUGUGCCAUCUUUUCUCACUGACAGUUUGUAUAACAUAUACACAAACAUACACAUGCACAUUAUGUACAAGUCUUCCCAAAGAGUCAGCAGAUCUAGAAUUAAAUGCUAAAGAGUU